AUGUAUCCAGGCGACGCGAGUUCAUCAAGCGACCUGGCAGGUUUCCAUUUCCUCACGGAAAUUGAAGCCAACGCGGAGGCUGAGUCGAAUUGCUUUUUGCCUGGGCCGUCAACCUCUCAGAAGACACAGAGCGGAAGGUCUACCGGUUUCCUUCAACAUACUCAGCGUCAACUCUACCAUUUUGGAGAGAUCCAGAAGAAGUCCUCUUUCACGAGUCAGCCGCACUUGGCGCCACGCGUUGCCACAGAGACGCCCACCACCGGCUCCUCCAAGGCAACUAGACAGCCGCCUCAUGCGCACACUUUCAGUCAUGCUGCAACGGAGAACGCGAUUGACCUGCCACGACAACCGGAAGUGACCGACACGGUCGGGCUGUCGAAAUGCGCUGGACCGGGCAGCGGAUCUGGGCCCGGAGCGGUCGCCUGGUCCGCACCACCAGAAGGCGACAAGACCUGUCUACAUCCGACCCGAGUCGCGGAACGAGGACAAAGCCUACCAUCCAAACCUUCACCGGUCACCAAACCAAAACGGAGCACAGAUCCUGAUAACUCGGAGUCCCAUUCUCCGGCACCCCGUCCGACAAAGCAACUGCCACUUGAGCCUCUAUUUCACCAUCAUCACCACCGAAUCCCUCAAUUCCAACAUCAUGCUCAUCAUCAUCACCAUCAUCACCACCAUCACCACGAGCAUCAGAAUCAGAGUCAAAUGACACUGGGAGUCAGCAAGGACCAUCAGAGCGCCUCGAGAAAGUGUGGAUGUAGUGACCGAAUUGCACGAGAAAAAAGUUAUUAG
This is a messenger RNA of Protopolystoma xenopodis, 792 nucleotides long. NCBI's taxonomy places the organism in Eukaryota, Metazoa, Platyhelminthes, Monogenea, Polystomatidea, Polystomatidae. The record is from the annotation of a GenBank genome assembly.